Messenger RNA from Phytophthora infestans T30-4, 2728 nucleotides. RefSeq lists its product as uncharacterized. Bases 1 to 2688 code for a protein of 895 amino acids. The record is from RefSeq and is a predicted model, not a curated record. Lineage: Eukaryota; Oomycota; Peronosporomycetes; Peronosporales; Peronosporaceae. Gene Ontology annotation, biological process: signal transduction. The transcript has a single exon.
AUGAUGGAGAGCACCGACGACGCUCGGGAACUGCUACUCAACGACGAGCAGGCGGUUGUCAACUUGCUAUGCACGCAGAUAGAUCGCUGUGUCUCGCAUGGUCUACGUCUACUAGAAGCUGACGAAUCAAGCAACGGAGCUACCGUCAAGUUCUUUGGCGUCGUCAAGUGGACUUGCACUCGGAUGGAAGCCAUUCGCCAAAAGCAAAUGGUGGAAGCCAUGCAUCGCGCUGCUGCCACAGCUCCAAAGGGCGUAACGUCGUCUACAAACAGCAAAGUGUGCGAGGUCGUGACUUCCAGUGUCGAAGCGGAUCUCCCUCGUCACGUUCGCGGUUUAGUAGGCGCAGUCCGUUCAGCCGUUGGCCUCACGAACGUGCACACGGACGAAGGCAAAACACGAGCGUUCGUCCGUCAAGCACUCAACACACACGUGUUGCAGUCCAGUCUCAGUAUGGUGUUAUCGGAGACCAAUCUCGACCUUUUGGCCUCAUAUUACACCGAGUUCGCUCUGUUUCGUCAGCGUGACGAGGUGAAAAUGUUCCUCAAUCUCCUCGCUGGACUCGAUAGCCUCCCAUUUGCGUUCUUAAUCGACGACCCUCGACUGGAUCUAGCUCCGGAAACGUUGCCCUUCUCUCGCCCGUUACCUCGUCCGAAGGCGCGCAAGAUCAAGAAGCAAGCACCUAAGCUCAUCGAUCCGGAAGAUAUGGUCAGUGGACGUGUGCGUCUUUGUGAGGCGGACGACGAGACGGAGAUGUUGGCUGAGAAACUGGUUUCGCACCAUGAAUUGCGUCUGGCAUUUGACACGCGGAAAGGUGGCAACCCCUUGUCCGAGACAUUGAGACAAGCUGCUCAGUCCCAGAAGAUGGAGGACGCGGCCACUGCAGUUCUUCGCUUCUUGGAACUGGGAUAUCCAGAGUACGAUGUGUUCGGUAGCGACUUGCUCGAUGUAUUGUGCAAUCCGUUCUUGAGUGGAAUGGCUCGCUUCGAGACUGCGCUGGGGCUUCCUGACGUCGCUGAAGCCUGCUUUUGUUAUCUAUACGAGCACGUGGACUCGCCUGGCUUGUUUCAAGCACAUUUGCAAGCCGAUCAUGUUAUGGAACUGCGUGAUACGAUUGAGGAACUCGGUGGCUUCCAUCGGAAAAUGGCAGUGGAUCCUCACGAAGUUGUGGCGAUUCUGCUUCAAUAUUUGUGGGAGCUGCCGGAUCCUCUGCUUACAGAAGAAAGAUUGGACAGAUUCUUGGUUUGUGCUGGUCGUCCUGGUAGCGGGAUGACCGAAGAGGAAUGUAAGGCGCUGCUUGUGGUUCUAGUCAACGAUUUGCCGUGGUAUUGUAAGCCUCUACUGGAACGGCUGUGUCACUGGGUGUCGGUGGCGCUACAACCACGUCAUGCUGAGAAGAACGGGCUUACUUCUUAUGCGAUUGCGAACUGCUUGGCUCCUCUUCUGCUACGAGGACGACACAGCGAACGCUUCCACGAGUUUGAAGACUCGAUCUACCGUAAAUAUCCUGUCGGGUAUCAACAUCGGACUUCGGUUCGCUCGCGCUUGAUGCCGGAUGAGGACGACUACUUGUCGACAUUCCCCGGUAACAGCUUGGGUCUUCCGUCUGAUGCGCGUGAGGUGCGACACAAAACGCGUGACGCUGAAGAAGCUGUCCAAGUUGUUGCAAUGCUGUUCAGAGAGCAACAAAUUGUGCUCCAUGACUUCCGAGCUGAGCUCUGCUCACGUCGCACUCAGUUACGUGACAAGUUGCGACGUCUGGAAACUCUCCGCUUCGGUAUGGAGGAGCCAUUGGAUACGACAAACGAGAACCAUGUCGCUAUGUUAAAACGACUAUGGGACGCUCUGCUAGUACCGGAGAGUGAAGAAAGCGACGCAGUGUUGUCGGCUUCGAGUACUAGCGAGAGUGAAGUCGGCGGUGUUGACGUCGCUGCGAUGCUGGCUUCUCCUCGCUGGAAAUGCAGUGGAUUCCACACAGAUAACCCUCUCGGUGGCUUCCGUGGCGGAGGUGUGUUAGCGCUUGAGUGUCUUGUUGACUUCGUGGAAGAAUACCCUGAAAAAGCGCGUGCGAUGAUGGAGCGAAAUGCCGUCGCAGGAGGCAACCGCUAUCCGUUCCCAGUGGCGAGUAUCAAUGUCAUGCGAAUGAUGAUGCACUUGUUGAUGCUUGACGAGGCGCCUGAUGUGUGCACCAAACUCGUUUUGCACUCGGUGGAGACGGACGGGGACACUUCUCCAGCUGUUGUGAUGAAGUUGCGUGUUGCUGAACGUGUCAGUCGGACGCCGUUCUGGCGAGUGUUUGACGACUCGAAGGCUUUUUUUAAGUUGCACGCCAUGGCUUUCAUGUUGCUGGAUUUACACUGGGUGCACUCUGGAGCGACGCAAAUGGGAUUCCAGCCUGUGCUUGAUGCCACAAGACGACAAAUGGGCUGGCUACUGGAACAAGCCCCGAUCUCAGUCGAGGAGAUGUGGACGACGUGGAUGAAAGUGCGAGAGCUGGACGCGACCAAGUUCACGGGACCCACGAACUUUGACUCGAGUGCUGUGACGUCGCCGACCUCAUCGGCUUCGUCUGCACUGGAAAAUGAACUCGUAGCGCAACAAAUGACUCGCAACUUGUCGCAAAAAAUCGACGACGACGAAGCCGAGCGGCCACAUGAGGCCACUUUAACCGUCUCACCUGCUGCUGGAUAGUGUUUUACUUUUUUUCAAGUUUGACAUUUACCAAAAUUCA